Rotaria sp. Silwood1 is the source of this 632-nucleotide messenger RNA. Lineage: Eukaryota; Metazoa; Rotifera; Eurotatoria; Philodinida; Philodinidae. The record is from the annotation of a GenBank genome assembly.
AUGAAAUUUUUUCUUUUUCUUCUUUGUUUUCCAUAUAUUCAUUGUGAUUGUCUCGAAUUUAUUAAUAAUCAAUCAAUAAAUGAAUGUUUUAUACAACAAAUUACAAAUCAUGAUAUAGAUAUACAUAAUUAUUAUCCAGAAUGUUUACAAUGUAAAAUUCAAACAUUAAUUCAAUAUGAAAAUUUAAAAUUUGAAGAAAAUAAUCAAUGUUUAACAAUUAUACUACAAUGUAUACAAUUAAUAUUUAAUAAUAAAGAAAUAUUUGAAGAUUUUUUUCAAUAUCAUCAACAAUUUAUAUAUGAUUUAUUUAAUAAAAAUAAUGGUACACAUCAAAAUACAUUACAUAUUAUAAUAAAAGAAAAUACAAUUGAAGAAAUUAAUCGUAAUUAUAUUGAAAAUAUAUUUCAAUUAAAAUAUCAAUCUUAUCGUGCAUUAUUUUUUGAAUUACAUAUUAAAAAUCAAAUUAUUAAAAUAAAUCAAAAUCUUAUUGAUAUAACACGUUUAUCAAUAAAAAUAAUACUUAUAUGUGGAAAUAAAAUAGAACCAUUACAAACUAUUUAUAUGAUACAUAAUCAUAAAAUAACUUUAGAAAGUCAACAAGAUUUAUGUUUACCUAUAUUUAUUCCAUUAAC